This is a messenger RNA of Perkinsus marinus ATCC 50983, 186 nucleotides long. RefSeq lists its product as hypothetical. NCBI's taxonomy places the organism in Eukaryota, Perkinsozoa, Perkinsida, Perkinsidae. Bases 1 to 186 code for a protein of 61 amino acids. The record is from RefSeq and is a predicted model, not a curated record. The transcript has a single exon.
AUGACUAAGCGCACCCCGAUUGCAUUUUGUAUUCGUGACUGGUGUAUCGAGCUGAGAGGAUUCAACUUCGGCAAGGUUGAUGCCAUCAACGUGGUGGCCGAUCUCAUUGUUGCGACGACGGUUCCGAUGGGUACGUACAGAAUCGCCAAGAGAUGGCUAGUAUGGGUCCAUCAUACGGGGGGAUAG